Messenger RNA from Hippocampus comes (tiger tail seahorse), 1074 nucleotides. RefSeq names its product aurora kinase A interacting protein 1 (gene aurkaip1). Bases 168 to 797 code for a protein of 209 amino acids. The record is from RefSeq and is a predicted model, not a curated record. Lineage: Eukaryota; Metazoa; Chordata; Actinopteri; Syngnathiformes; Syngnathidae. Gene Ontology annotation, cellular component: mitochondrion. The transcript has 4 exons.
UCACAUUGAGGUCGGUCAUUGAUCAUUUUAGCCCAAGUCAAACCUUUCAUGGCUAACCGCGACACUACCAACAUUCUACUGCGCGUCUGAUGGAUGGAUCCCGUAUAAUUUAUUGACAACGACAUGGCAGCCUUGUUCCUGACGACUUGACCUGUUCAUACCCUCCAAUGAUGUUUGCGUCAAAAUUCCUACCUCGUCUGCGUGUUGUUCACAGGGCAACUCGUUGCCAUGGAGACAUUGUAAGUGGACGUGCGCAGCCAGCAGUUGCUGCAUCCAUCUGGUCACUCAAUGCAAAGCCACGACGCUACUCCACAGCAGCCGACAACCGUUAUCCACCUCGGUGGGUGCAACUGGAGCCGGAGCUUGACGAUGCACUCGUGCCCCGUAAACUGUCAGUCAGUCCUCUGGAAACGUGGCUCUCGCUGCGCUACUCUCUUCCUCCACUGCCGGGGUCGGCUCCGCUGCAACAUGAGCGGGGGGAGCUGCCGGAAGAGAAGGUGCUGCCGCCUGUUUGUCUACCUGUUGUUGAAGAUGGCGACCGCACGACAACGCCCCUAAGUUGCAAAAAUGUGCUGGAGAUCCGACGACGCAAAAUGAACCGGCACAAAUACAAGAAGCUGUUAAAACGGACAAAAUUCCUGAGGAGACGAGUGCAGGAGAGCAGGGGCAGGAGGAAACAGAAGCGUUUUGAGAAGGACUUGAAAAGGAUUUGGAUGCGUGCUGGUCUGAAGAAGGCGCCAGAGGGAUGGAGUACACCAAAACUCUUCAUAAAACAACACGGAAACAGAAAGGACUGACACUCACGUUUUUUUCACACCAGACAACUUGUUCGACCAUCUUCCCUGUUUUGUUGUUGCUGUUUUAAAAAUAAAAUCAUGUUUCAACAUUGAGUAUCUGUGCAGUCCUCAAUGUACUUGUGGUUUCGUUGAGCAACAGGCGCAGUUCCUCUUGAAUACUGUAGGUGGCGGUAUUGUUGCAAGGGAGAAGCAUGCCUACCACAAUUACCACAACUCCUUCAUUCGGCAGGCCGUACUCUAAACUUUCUUGCUCGGAAAAUUAAAUUGGUAAAACAUU